Vollenhovia emeryi is the source of this 1630-nucleotide messenger RNA. RefSeq lists its product as uncharacterized. NCBI's taxonomy places the organism in Eukaryota, Metazoa, Arthropoda, Insecta, Hymenoptera, Formicidae. Gene Ontology annotation, cellular component: extrinsic component of mitochondrial inner membrane. The transcript has a single exon. The record is from RefSeq and is a predicted model, not a curated record. The coding region runs from base 383 to 1630 and encodes 415 amino acids.
ACAGGAGUUAUAUUAUCUUAAAAACAAUAUCAAAUUGACAAAAAAAAUAUUGGUAUGUCAUAUUAUCGUAAACGAUAUUAUAUUAUUGUAUCAUUAAAAAUGCGACUUGGAAAUUUUAUAUGUAGCAUACGUGACGUUAUCUAUACACUUUCAAUAUCUUCAUAGUACACUUCGGAACGUUCCAUUGGAAACAGGUCUAAAACACGAAAUGAAAAUGACUGCUUUACGCGUGCGCCAGAAGGCACCUACAAGAUCAAAACAUUCUAGCACUGUACAUACUUAAAAGGUGUGACUGUUUCUCUGGAUUACACGUUGUGGUUACUUGUCUUUAGAUUGCCGAAUAUUUUGGCGUAUAAUAUAAUAAAGAGACCAGGCAGAAAUCAUGGAACCUGAAACAAGAAAUCAAGAUCAUAUCGCCUAUAACAACUUCUUCUACGCUACCAUGUGUCACGUUUGCAAACGGUUUGGCGACGACGUUCCUUUAACGAGGUGCAGUGGCUGCAAGUUGAUCUCCUACUGUAGUCCGGAGCAUCAUCAGCAACACUGGGAGCAACACAAAUCGUUAUGCAACGCCGUACAGGACGUGAUGCCAACCUGCAGCAUGGAAAACCGUGGUUCAACUUUCUUGGAGAGGGCACAGACGAAGCUCACUGUUGUACAGCUAGUGGAAACGAAGCUGGGACGGAGACUGUUGGGCUACGAGGAACAAAUGUUUGUAUAUCCAAAGGAAUGCGUCAUCUGCAAUGAACUGGACGGUCAGUCGCUGAAGGACUGUCGAGAUUGCGCUGCCAGCCACUGUAAAGAUCACAUAAACGGUACUGAGCAUAAGGAUAUCUGCGGGCCGCUGGGUCUAUGUUAUCGUUUACAUGUAUCACAUUCAAGCGUGAGCAAAAAACUAGAGGUGCGAUUUUGUGCACAUACUGCGAAAUCGGAUACGUGUCAAGACAUGCACGAGUUUAUAGCCACUUACGUGGAUCUUACCGUUCACCAGGAAGUAUCGUCCGAUUUAUUGAAGCUCGAGUACUCGCAGUAUCUCUUUCGUCCCUUAACGUUGUUUCAUGCUAUGCGAAUAUUAAAAUAUGUCCCAGAACGCCAAGAUUUAAUCAUUCAUGUUGUAAACUCGACUCAGUUAGAUGUGGCCCACUUCACAGGAUGGAAUAUGUUAAUCAUGCUGAAGUUGAUAGAGGUAACAUCACUGAAGAUUAUAAUGAUAGGGGCAGAUAUCGAAUGUAGAUUCCACGCGUUACUCGAGUCUGAGCAGCAAAAGAAAGAAUGUUCGUUUGAGUUUCACAAUAUGUCGUACGUGAGCUACGUAGGCAGCUCGUCGUUCGUGAAACCGGACCUGGUGGUAGGAUUUGACUCAGGCGUUGAAAUGAAUACACGUGUAUCAAGUGAGGAAACGUGGAUACAGCUGAUAGCGAAACAAAAUUGUCCGUUCGUUUUAACGAGUUAUACGCAGAAAGAUUUAGAGACCGAGAUAGAAAUAAUAAACACCAUUCUGGAUAGAAAGGUGAAAUAUCACUAUAAUGGAGAGAAUCCAUUUGCUAGUUUCAGGCCGUAUAGAGCUCCCAGUCCGAAAGUGGUUUAUUCGGGUCGAUGUCUAGUUGUGUACAAGAGUCUCUGUACGUAA